UCUGGAUUUUUGGUGGUCUCGUCGAGAUAGAGUAUGUGGGAAAAAUCAUUGUUUGUUAGUAAUUAGGCAGGUGUUAUUUAUCGUGGAUAAUGUUAUAAUAUGUUAGUCUUUAUUGAUUUAAUAUCAAAUUGUAGUUUGUCUGCAUUCACUCGGUGUUCGUCUGUCGAGCGUGCCAUUCAUAGAUUUCUCAGAUAGAUCUGUGCACAGAGGGAAGAUGACGGUUUUGAUCUACAAUAGUGAUAUUAUUUCCGCAUAAUUGUGUUUAUUAUUCACGAUGACUACUACUACGAGAUCUGCUAAAGUUAGUUUGAAGCCGAUUGAAGUGCCGAAGGCUUUACAGGAGGGAGAGAAGUUCAUCAAGUGGGAUGAGGACUCAGGUACUGGUCUCCCAGUCACCCUACGGGUGGACCCCAAAGGGUUCUACUUAUACUGGACAGACCAAAACAUGGAAGUGGAAAUGCUGGACAUUGCUACCAUCAGAGAUGUCCGCACUGGAGUACAUGCUAAAGUUCCAAAGGAUCCCAAAAUACGUAAUGUAGUGCUGAUUGGGUCUCAAGGAUCUCUAGAGGAAAAAACUGUCACUGUGUGUCAUGGCGCCGAUUUCGUCAAUGUGAUGUUCAUCAAUUUCUGCUGCACUAGAAAGGAAAUUGCACAGCUAUGGACCGAGGGGCUGUUUGCGUUGGCGUACAACCUGAACCAGCUCAAUAACCCCACGAUCAAGUUCCUCGAGAAGUUACACACCAAGAUCUCUCUCAAAGCUGACAAGUCGGGGAAAAUACUCGUCAAAAACAUCGUGAAAUUGCUGGCACAAAACAAAGAAGAUAAGAAACGCGUGGAGAAGGCCCUCAGCGAGUCAGGGCUGCCUACUGGCAAGAACGACACCAUCAGCCAAUCCAAGUUCCAGUUCGAAGACUUUUUCGCUUUCUACAAGAACCUUACGCAAAGGACUGAAGUCCAGAAGAUAUUCAACAAUCUGACGGAUGGGAAGCCACAUCUGUCCGCCAAUCAGCUGGUGGACUUUCUAAAUGAAGUGCAGAGAGAUCCCCGGCUGAAUGAGAUCCUGCACCCCUACGCCGACAUCCAGCGCGCCAAGGACCUCAUCAAAACGUACGAACACAACAAGUACCACCAACAAAGGUCACAGCUCACAUUCGACGGAUUUUUAAGGUUUCUGAUGUCUGAGGACAACCCGAUCGUGGCGCCGAGUAAGAUGGACCUCUGCGACGAUAUGGAACAGCCUCUAGCGCAUUACUUCAUCAACAGCUCGCACAACACCUACCUCACUGGCCACCAGAUCACCGGCAAGUCUAGCGUCGAGAUAUAUCGCCAGAGUCUACUGGCUGGAUGCAGAUGUGUAGAAUUGGAUUUCUGGAACGGGCGCACGGACGAGCCGGUGAUCGUACACGGGUACACUUUCGUCCCAGAAAUCAGUGCCAAGGAGGUACUGGAAGCGAUUGCGGAGAGUGCCUUCAAGACGUCAGACUACCCUGUGAUACUCAGCUUCGAGAACCAUUGUAACCCUCGGCAGCAAGCCAAGAUUGCCAACUACUGCAGGGAGAUAUUCGGCGAUAUGUUGCUUGAUAAACCGCUUGAUUCCCAUCAAUUGGAACCGGGAGGGGAAUUGCCGCCGCCAUCCCUGUUGCGCCAUAAGAUUAUAAUUAAGAAUAAGAAGAAGCACCAUCACCACCAUAAGAAGGAAGACUCGAUAGCUUCAGAGGAGAGUGAGCCACGGCCUGAGGUGCCGCAGGGCAAUGGCGAUGUCACCACUGCCACGUUGACACGGCAAGGGUCGUCGGAGUCGUCGGACUCGGAGAGCUCGUCGGGCGAGGAGGAGGCGGGCGGCGCGGACAGCGCGGCGGGCGAGGACGCGCGCGAGACGCACGCGGGCGCCGAGAUCUCCGCGCUCGUCAACUACGUGCAGCCCGUGCAUUUCAGCUCCUUCGAGAACUCUGAGAGUCGGGGAGGACGGCCUCGGACACACGCCGCCGCAGAAAUCUCUGCCAUUGUCAACUACGUGCAACCUGUACACUUCAGCUCCUUCGAGAAUGCGGACAAAAAGAACCGUUUCUACGAGAUGUCUUCGUUUGACGAGAAGCAAGCGACCACGCUACUGAAGGAGCGUCCCAUCGAGUUCGUCAACUACAACAAGCACCAACUGUCGCGCGUCUACCCCGCAGGGACUAGGUUCGACUCUUCUAACUUCAUGCCACAGGUAUUCUGGAAUGCCGGUUGCCAACUAGUGGCCCUCAACUAUCAAACACUAGACCUUGCGAUGCAGCUUAACUUGGGCACUUAUGAAUACAACCGACGAUGUGGAUAUCUGUUGAAGCCAGAGUUCAUGCGGAGAAAGGACCGUCGUCUAGACCCGUUCGCAGAAAGUACAGUGGACGGUAUAAUAGCGGGCACACUAUCAGUGACAGUACUAUCGGGACAACUCCUGACUGACAAGCGUUGUGGAACAUUCGUCGAGGUCGACAUGUUCGGGCUGCCGGCUGACACCGUGCGGAAGAAGUUCCGCACCAGAGUCGCGCCUAACAAUGGCAUCAAUCCUGUCUAUGGAGAAGAGCCGUUUGUGUUUAAAAAGGUGGUGCUGCCGGAGCUGGCCAUGCUGCGCAUCGCGGCGCACGAGGAGGGCGGGCGCCUGCUGGGCCACCGCGUGCUGCCCGUGCUGGGGCUGCGGCCCGGGUACCGCUCCGUCAACCUGCGCACCGACCUCGGCCUGCCGCUGCCCGCCUCGCUGCUGCUGCUCGUCGUCGUCAAGGACUACGUGCCGGACCGGCUGUCUGAGCUGGCGGAGGCGCUGGCCAACCCCAUAAAGUACCAGAGCGAGCUGGACAAGCGCGAGCAACAACUGGCGCGCCUCACCGAGGACACCGACGUGCCCAGCGACGUCGCCCCGCCGCGGCCCAAGCGAGCCGCGCCCUCCGACUCCGCCGUGCAGCCUAUCAAAUUAGAAGAUGCGCCGGACGGCAGCCCCGCGAAGGAAGCAAUGAUGGAGACCAAGAAGUUGAUUGAAAGCGAGAGCAUACCUUCGCCGUUACCUACCAACGAUAAGAAUUGUCUAGAUGCGGAUGGAAAAACAAAUGGUACGUCAGAUGAAUCGUUAGCCGAAACGCUGGAGGCUCUGCUAUCAAUGAAGGUGGUUCGAGAAAAACAGGCGGAGUUGGCGAGGAAACUCGACGCCUUGCGACGCAAGUUCGACAAGGAGAAGAAACCACCCACCUCCAAGUUCUACGUCAGCAAUAAACUCGUUAAAAGAUUGUCGUCGAAAAAUAUGGCGGGCGAGGCGUGCGGCGGCGAGGAGGCGGAGGUGUGUGCGCUGGAGCGCGCGCUGCGCCUCAAGUGCCACCACGCCGUGUGGGCCGCGCUCGAGAAACACGUGCGCGCCGACCAGCACCGACAGAUGAAGGCGCUCUCCGAUUCGUUAGAAGCGGAUAAGAAGGAAAUUCUGAACAGGCUGGCGAACUCGCGGAAGGAGGACGUGAAAGCAUUAGCAAAGAAAACCAACAGGGAUAAGGACGAAAUAAAUAGAAUAAAACGAGAGAUACACUCACAGUCGGUGGAGCGUGGCGUGGCAGAGUGUUGUCGGCUGGAACAGAAGUACGCAGCGCGGCGCGAGCAACUCGCGCGGACUCACGACAAACUGCUGCAACUACUCAUCAAACAUCGCGACCAGGAGCUGUUGGAGCUGGAGCGCAUGUGUGGCGGCGCGCCCGAGGGCUAGUGUGUGUGUGUGUGUGCGUGUGUGUGCGUGCGUGCGUGCGCGUGUGUGUGCCACUCUCGCGGCGUCUCUCUGUGCGCGAGUUAUUUUUAUUUAGGAAUCUGUGAUAUUAUCGCCUAAGGAGCAAACAGUGGGAGCGUGUCUCCGGCUCGUGACUCGACAGUAUUGUUCUCUACGUUUGCAAUCUCAUAGUUUUAGUUGCGCUCGCGUCUCUCAGCUCCGACACCGAGUGCCGCGAAUGUAUCUCGUCUGUCGUUACGAUUGCCCUCGUACUGUACCUUCGUUAUCGUAACACGUGUGUGUUGAGAAUGUUAGUAUUACUGCAUUUAUUGAGUUAGUCGAUGCGGGUUGCAUGGUUGAAGGUUCCGACGUCCUAGUCAUGGCGGCCGUGCGGGCUGCGGCCGCAUGUCGUAUGUCACUACCGAGUUGUUAACUUAUACAUAUCUAAUGCACAACAAACUGCUCUCAGUGGGUAAUUUAUCUCCUAAUUAUUUCCUACAUCUUCCUAAAUAGAUCUUCCUUUUAAACAUGUUUGUCAUGUAGUGUCUAAUAAUUAUAAUAUUUAAUCCCGUAUAUUAUAAAAUUAAAAGUUAUUAUGAAAUUAAUUCUUAUGAUGGUUAUUCCAAUAUUUUCUGGUUAGUGAGCGCGUUUCUAGCGAAGAGUUUAAAAUUUAUUUGUAAUAUUCAAAAAGUUGAGGUUAAAUAAAUGAUUUAUUGGAAUAGUAAUAAACUUUUGUAAUGCACUCGUUACAGUUUAGGUACGAACAUAACACAUCACGUGCGUUUUGCUGAUUGUCACAAAUAUAUAUUAAUAUAAUUAUUAACGUCAGUUUAUGUAACAUUUGCGUAGUAUAUAUGAAUAUCGUAAUAUUAUAUUAUGUAUAUUGGCUUUUUUGCAUUGUUUAAUCGUACUAACAGAUGUCAGUAACAGUAGGUUGUAGAUUAACAUUCCAUUUUCGCUUAGUCAUUAAACGCCAAUAAUGUUUAGGUAUUAGUAAUAAAUGGGCCAUUGCUCUGACAUCCGAUGUAGUGGUGGAACUCCAAAUAUGUUAAGUCAGUAACUAAAGACAAGUUCCAGACACAACUUCGAUAGACAAUACAAUAUUUAGACUAGAUGUAGUUCCAGUAGUGCACGAGUGUCUCCAGUCUAGGUAGCAAUAGUUGAUAUAGAAACCAAAUACGGGCAAGUAACAUUGCGCACUGUACUCCAAUUGAUAUAAGAUUAACUUCCAAACGAGCACAGCGUGUGGCCCUCAAAUGCCUUCGACUCCAAUAUAUUUAACGAUUCAUGUGCCAAUAGCAACACCAUCUAAGAUAUUUAAGUUACAAUUCACUGCCAAUAGAGUUAUUAAACGCUUGUGUCGUUUAGAAUAAAUCAGCCUUAGACAAGCGCCUCGAGUAGUUAUUAGCAACGAACCAUUUGUUCCAGAAACCAUUAAAUGUACUUCCAAUUGUAAAUUUAAAAGUAAAAUAAUCGGCACAAAUCCUUUAUGAACACAGAUUAAAUAGAAAUGUUUCGUUAAAGGAGUUUCUUUGUACCGUUGGGGUAUAAACCGCAGCGUGCGUGACUUCUUUAGCGGAACAUGAUAUAAAAGUACGAGUAAUACGGGUUUUAUUUAUAAUAAUAAAGUGAUUUAUAUUUCAAUGGUGCUUUCUCAUAGGCUCAAAGUACUUAAUGUUACUGUUUACCACUUACGAUAGUGUAAGAGUUUUGAAUCGUCACACUAUCGUUUCUUUUGAAAAUAGAUUAGAUACAAUACUAUAGCGACACUUCUCAAAUAUUAUUGUUCUCCGUAGUGGUUUAAUAUUAAUGUAUAAUUUCAGCGAGUUGUUCAGUAAGUACCAGCAAUAAUAUAGUAUAACAUAGUGUUUACAUCCGUCUCCUCUAAACGAAACUUGCAAUAAAUAAUAUUAAAUGAUAUUCACUACUUUACAUAGGUUUAAGGUGAGUGUUCAUUUGGAUACAUUUUCUUGGGGUGUGAAGUGAUUUCUGUCGCGUCGUCUAUACGUCGCUAGUUAAAGGAAAGUGUCCGAAGUGAGUACUAGAUGUAACUAAAUAGUGCAAUAUUAACUUAUGACUCGGCUGUCGCUAAAAUACUGACUUAUGCACUCUCCGUACCGUUUAAGUGAAGUGUAGUUGCCAAAUUUAAAUUCCAUAGAUUUAAAGUUACGGCAAUACGAUGUACAGUUUUGUCUUAAUCGAUUCUCGUAUUUUAGACAGUUUAUCGAUAUUAAGAUUUAUUUCCAAUCGUCAAGUAUUUUACUUGCCGUGUUGUAUCUGUUACUUCUAAAGUUCGUCUUGCCGAUUUACUUACUUUCGAGUGUCUAUCAAAUAAGAAAUGGUUUAUAAUAUAUGUAAUAUUUUUUGAAAUUCUGUUAUAUCUAUGGUAUGUUCUCAACGAGAGCGGCCAUUAUUUUUAUGGUAAUCCAAAUGAUAUCUUGCACAAAUUACUAGUUAUUAUAUAAGUGCCAUAAAUGUAAUGAGUUUUGGUCCCCUCGUGUUUGUUAACUUUUUAAUACAAUUUUAUCGUUAAAAUAUAAAUUUUAAAACUAUUGGGAUUAUUUGUGACUGGAUCGUUUGUGUAUACCAUGAAUCGUUACUUAUUUCUUUCAAUUGUCAAAGAUGGCAAAGUAAUACCUAUGUAGUACGUGACGUCACAAAUAAUCCUGCUUUAAAACAAGAAAGUAAAACAUGGAAACAGGGAACCUCUUACUAUCUCUUGACUAUAUUUAUGUAUCUGUAUUUGCUAUGAAGUAUGUACUUGACACAAUAGUUGAUAAACUUAACAUAGAGGCGUGUGAGCUAAUAUCAAUGUGUUUAGGUAUAAUAGUACUAUAAUGUAAUGGAAUUAUUAUAGAUUUCCAUCGGAAACUUGUGAUGCUUAGGUUUGUAAAGUUUAGGCACUUCCCUGGUAGCGUUGAGAUGGAUGGUUGCUAUGGUUGCGUGCGAGGUAGCUCGGACUAGUACUCGUUAGAUCGACACGACCUCAUGAGCUUAAUAUGCGGCGUCACAUCGCCCUGUAUCAAUAAACGUUACGUUAAUAUACACAAACGUGAGUACACUUAGUAAGUUGAAUCUGUAGUCUAGAUUCACUGGUAAAUACAAAAUGUAUUUAUUUUAGGUAUCGGCAGUAGGCGUGGCACGUGGAAGUAUAGAUUAGGGUCGAUCCUACAAAUCCGCAAUAAGUAACGUACUCGUCUAGGUGUUGUGCGUGUGUGAGUGCAGUGACGCGGCUUUAGUAAGUGGCCUUCCUUGUAGUAGUGGCCGCGGGGUGUCGCGCUUGUGGCCACUGGUGUCGCCUGUCUCUACUGAGCACGCCGGGGUCUAGGUCACGCACAAUCUGUUGAGUGGUUGAGGUUUUUGGCGAAUAUUUGAAUUUAUCAGCUCGAUUUUAACGUUUUCCCGACGUCCACGACUAAAUUUUAAUAAGUAUAUCUCUUCUAAUGACCCGUUUUUGGCAUUGUUAUUCCCGUUCGUUGAUACAAAUGAUUGAAUUAGCUAGUAGAUAGAAUAAUAUCAGUGUAACGUGUAGAUUACGGAUGUUUAAAGUGAAACACGACUUGUUCUUGCCUUGUGUAAUUAAAUUAUUGUCUCUAGGUAAGAUGUAGGGCACGUAUGUUCUAUACUAGAACCACAGUUUCGCACUUGUAAUGUCUUUUAUUUCACAAGAAGGCCUAAGCUUCCCUUCAGUUUGUACUUUAAUGAUUGUUCUCAAUGGUUCAUGUAUUUUUCGAUUUGUCUUUGUCUACCUUUGUGAAGUGUAAACUCUCUAUGCUCGGGUACAAUGACUGCCCCAAAAUUGCCCCAAUAUUUUUAUAUACACUAUUUAUUGGCUAUUUAAGGAUAUAUUAAUAUAUUUUAUUCUAUAUGAUCAAUCCUGCUUAAUUAUUUAUUUGUGUAGUGUAUCGCUGUGGUCCCCGUGUUUGGCUACAUUGUAAUAAUAUUGAUAAAUUAUUAAAGUUCGUGUGAUUCUGCCAACUAGAUGUUAAGAGUUAUCUCGUAGCGUGUAAUAGUACUCCGACUGCAGCUUCGAUAGCGCGAUGUAUGGCGGAGUUGUCUCCGUGCAAUGUUCUCGAGUGUUACUCUAUGAUAGUCUUUAAGGAAACUCGUAUACUUGUUACAUUUUAUAUUAACUAUUUAUUUUUUAAAGAGUUAUCUGAUUAUGUAUAUUCUAAUAUUUAUAUUUCUAGACUAUUCUAUUACUAUAUUACGAGAGAAGUAAGAUCGUAAGCUAAGCUGCGAUUUGUAUAUUUCCGAGUUUAAUCUGCAUUGUAUUGCUUUUGCGGGUUUGUGUGUUUAGUAAUGUGAUGAUCGUUAGUGGUCAGUGGGAGAGGCAGCUGGGCGUAGCGCCCUCGGUGAGUGAUGUCAGAGGGCGCCACUGAGCUUCUGUCAUUAUGUCGCACUAGUGGUACGCCUCCCUCGCGUCACCAUUUAAAAUUAAUUUCCCCGUUAGCUAGUACGGCUCCACCUGUACGCCGAAAGCUCCGUAUCUGUAAUGUGUUCCACGGUAUACCUUGUUUGCUCACUCUUACUGAAUCUACUCUCAUCGUUCCUUCCUGCUUGUGUAUGUUACAGAUUUUCGAUUCUUUACAUUGUCGACUUUUAGAAAACUUUACAUAGAUGAUGCAGUUGCUGUGUAUUUUUUUCAACUCUAUAUUCUAUUCGACUAUACAUAAGACUCAAUGUUGUCUAUUUUGCUUUUAGCUUGUUCUUCCAUAUUUUAUGCAGAUAUCAGACUAAUGUAUAUUUUUCAAACCAAUUUUAGAAUCUAUAUUUUUGAUGUUGUUUCCUACAUGUUUACAAAUUUUAAUUAUAUCUAUCUACUAUAAAGUUUAGAUUAUGUCUUCUUCGCGUUAUGAGGUCUGCCGUUAUAAAAUGUAAUGUACCUAGCUAGUUACUAAGUAUAGGUAUGUACUACGACUCUGCUUGAAAUGUUUUGUUUGGGAUGACAAACAUAGUUUUACUGUCAGUCUCUAAACACCAUUUAAAAUGUUCAGAAAAUUAUAAACACUUACUUUUAACUUACGUAUAAUAUUGAUGUCGCAAUUGAAAUACAUAUGAGCAAAACAAUGAAAUUACUUUGGUUCCUUCAUAUAGUGUACCACAAACAUUUUCAAGCGGAGUACAAAGUGAUCGGCACAUUUCUUAUGAUCUACUUAUUAAGCGUCGUUAGCGACGGGUUGUGAAUAUAUUGCGAGGUAGUUGUAAAUGUUCGACAUUCGGAGCUGCAGUAGGUGCCUCUUAGUUAUCUGUCACUUCCCCGUAGGGAGCCGUCGGGCGCUGACGCGUGAACAAACCUUGCAGUAUCAUUUUCACGACUGAUAAAUAAUACUGUUUCCACAUUUAUUUAUUUGCUAUUGGCUAACCAAUUCGGAGCACGCUCCGUGCACAAAUUUUCUCAAUAAGGAACCGCCACGUAGUCUUUCAAAGAUAUCCCAACAUAUUAUAAAGUCAUUUAAGUUUUUUAUGUUUUUAACCUUAAUUUCAAUAUACGAUCACCUAGCUUUAUAUUGACUGUUCAUUGUUAUACUAUAAAUACAAUAAGACACGUUAAACUAAUGAAAGAACAGUGAUAUAAAACUGUCGGUUGGUUGAAAUUAAUAUAAAUUAUACUUUAUAAAAGAUUCGUUCAGGAUGAUAAUGUAAGUGUAUUGAAAAAUAAGAAUCCCAUUGAAUAUUAUGAUUUACUGAUAACAACAUGAACACUAGCAGCGUGACAGUCGCUGCGUCGUGUGUCUCGAAAUGCUCAUGAAUAUGAGCCUCUACAAUGACUUGAAAGUAG
Messenger RNA from Spodoptera litura, 9503 nucleotides. It is a transcript of the gene Plc21C, whose product is annotated as Phospholipase C at 21C. The record is from RefSeq and is a predicted model, not a curated record. Gene Ontology annotation, molecular function: calcium ion binding; phosphatidylinositol-4,5-bisphosphate phospholipase C activity. Gene Ontology annotation, cellular component: cytoplasm. Lineage: Eukaryota; Metazoa; Arthropoda; Insecta; Lepidoptera; Noctuidae. Gene Ontology annotation, biological process: phosphatidylinositol metabolic process; phosphatidylinositol-mediated signaling; release of sequestered calcium ion into cytosol.